Messenger RNA from Trichomonas vaginalis G3, 450 nucleotides. RefSeq lists its product as uncharacterized. The record is from RefSeq and is a predicted model, not a curated record. Lineage: Eukaryota; Parabasalia; Trichomonadida; Trichomonadidae. The transcript has a single exon. The annotation marks the transcript as partial.
AUCUCUGCAAAGAAGUCAGGAUUUACAUUUAAUGAAGCAGAUGUAUAUUCGAAUGAAAACUUCAAAGCUAUUGCAUGGUUAGAUAAUGACGAUUGCUUUAAGAAAAUAUUUAAAUUCAGUGACUCAAAGAUGUCAAUAGAUGACCUUCGUGGAAUGUUACCAUCGACAUUUACAGUAGAAGGUUCAGCAGGAUUGCUUACAAGAUUGUCAAUUGGCGGUAUUUGGUCUCGUGAGAACAUUGUUAUAAAAUCCAGUAUAAGUGAAUUUGCUGAAGAAUCUAUAUUAUGUCUUUCAAACUACAUGUAUUCGCCGCCGAAGCAUUAUAGUAUAACAAACUUUGUCAGUAAGUUUAACAUAAGACUUGUCGAACCUUCUUCAAUGAAAGAUGUUGUGCUACCUAAAGAUGGAAAGGAUGGACUCAUUAUUGAGAUGAUUUUAAUAGCAUAUUAA